AUGCAAUCCUACGCCUUGUUCCUUCUAGCAUGUAUUGCUACAACUGCCUCCGCGGCCUGUGACCGAGAAGACCUCAAGGAUUUGGCCGUGCAAUAUGUUGACGCCCAGGCUACCGGCAGCGUCGAGGACAUGCCUCCAUUCAUCGAUGUCGCAACCUACUCCGAAAAUGGCCAAGCCAUGGACGUCCGCUCUGGUAUCUUGACACAAUCCCUGAAUAUCGACCACAACCGAAGCAUUCACGAUACCGUUCAGUGCGCCACAUUCACCGAACUCAUCGUGACUGACCCUGACCACCCAUAUGUCAUCGGCACGAGGAUCCUCUAUACCGACGAUGGCGAGAUCUCGCACAUGGAAUCGAUCGUGACCGACCAGGGCGACUGGCUCUUUAACGCUACCGGGUACCUGUACUGGAACUCUCUCGAAGAUUGGGACCCGAUACCCGUAGAGAAGCGAGACACACGCGCGGUGAUCAAAGCCGGCGGAGAUGCCUACUUUGACCGGUUUGACAACGUCAGUGUCCAGGUGCCCUUUGGUCCGACGUGCGCACGGCUAGAGGGAGGCGCGUACACCGGAGAGAGCAACCCGACCGGCGAAACAUGCAGCAUCGGCGGCCUGCCUAGCAGCAUCAAGAUCCCCUACCGUCGUUACAUUGUUGAUGAGGAGUACGGAGCCGUGGAUAUGUUUAUCGGGUUUCCGGGGCUUGAUCGCAGUGUCCCAGACCAGGCGAUGCCUGACAGUCACAUAUUCAGGGUCGAGGGUGGAAAAAUCAAGUGGAUUCACACCGUGUCCUCCUGUGUCAAUGCGGGGUGUGGGCUCAAUGCGAGCAUCAAUGGGACUACUCUUGGAAGGAGGAGUGUGAAGUACAAUCACCGGCCUGUGCGGCUGUGA
Diaporthe amygdali is the source of this 888-nucleotide messenger RNA. RefSeq lists its product as uncharacterized. The transcript has 2 exons. The record is from RefSeq and is a predicted model, not a curated record. The coding region runs from base 1 to 888 and encodes 295 amino acids. Lineage: Eukaryota; Fungi; Ascomycota; Sordariomycetes; Diaporthales; Diaporthaceae.